CCACAUCGGUCACCACGAUUGGAAAAGGGAUAACUGAGUUUAUUCCAUUGAGAAAAUUCAAAAUACCUAAAUAUUUACUGGCGUUUCUUGUGUCAAAUAAACCCUAAAAUUCGUUGCAAAAUGGCGCGUGCAGCUCUUUGCAUGGCCGUCGCUUGCAUCUUGAUGCAAUGCGUCUACUCUGCAAAGUUCGAUGAACAGAACCGUCGUCUUAUUCUCGAUAUCGACGACCAAAAGACAACGAACCGUCAAUACUAUUCGUCAAACAUUGACACAAAUGCCUAUCGAUAUGGCUACGAUGUCGGCAAGACAGGCAACUUCCAUCACGAGACCCGAGGUCCCGAUGGGGUUACCUACGGCUGCUACGGCCUGAUCGAUCCCUACCACCUGCUCCGGGCAACACACUAUGUGGCCGAUGCCCAUGGUUACCGCACCGUGGAGCCGGAGAAGCCGGUGGAGACCUUCCCGCCUCAUCUGUACAACGAGACCGACGGUGGACCCUCGCUGCCGGGCAUCCUGCUGCAGUGGGAGGAGCUGUACUUCCCCAUUGGGUGUGGAAAGUUUGCGAAUGGCGCCCAACACGGGGUUCCAUUCUUCCUCGAAGACUUCAAGAACAAGGGCAGUAGCAACGAUGCGAUACCAUCGUUCUCGGCCAACACAAUUGUGCUUAAGGGCUCCGACCAGAAGAGUCUGCCCAUCCACCCGCCCACCGGUCCGCUGGUGCCCCAGGGCACGGGGAUCUUUGGCACGGACAAGGGUCAUUCGGAUCUCAGCCAUCCCGGCGAUCAGGCGCCGUCCUUCCAUUCGGUGAACACCCUGCUACCGGGCAGCAAUAAUGAUGGCCAGUACGUGCCGGAUAGUAAUCCCUAUGUGCAUGUGAUUGGACCCAAUGGAGGAAAUGGAGGCAAUGGAGGCAGCGGCUCUGGCGGCGGUUUCGGUGGAAAUGGAGGAUUUGGAGGCGUUGGCGGUUUCGGACCCAACGGGCCAGGUGGUCCCAACGGGCCAGGUGGUCCCAAUGGACCCAAUGGACCCAAGGGACCAAAUGGACCGAAGGGACCUCCGGGACCACCCGGCGGCUUGGGUCCGGUCGGCGCGGGAGGAGGAGCCUCAGGAAAACCGGUCUAUCAGGAUGGCGAUCGCACUGGCACAGGCAGCGGUUCCGGAAUUGGUUCCGGUGAUCGUUACUCAACCGGAAACGGUGGCGGUUUCGGAUCCGGCGAUCGUUACACAACCGGAAACGGUGGCGGUGUCGGUUCCGGCGAUCGUUACUCUACCGGAAACGGUGGCGGUGUCGGUUCCGGCGAUCGUUACUCAACCGGAAACGGUGGUGGUGUCGGUUCUGGUGACCGAUACACCACCGGAAACGGUGGUGGUGUCGGUUCCGGUGAUCGUUACACCACCGGAAAUGGUGGUCGCUAUACCACCGGAAACGGUGGCGGCGUCGGCGGUGGUGAUCGCACCGGAAGUGGUUUCGGAAUCAGUGCCGGUCAGUAUCGUCCGGAUAACGAGGGAACCUACACGAGCACCUACACGCAGACAGAGACCGGUUUUCCUGGGGCCAUUCCAUAUCAUCCAGAUAACGGUAAAUAUAACGACAACAGCGGACGCUAUAACGGUAUUAACGAUGGUCGGUAUUAUCACGAUGAUUCGGGCAAAUAUGUUCACGUUGAAGGCCCCACUGGACCCCCGGCACCCCCAUAUGUCCAUAUUGUUGGACCCGAGGGCGGAUACGGCGGCAAUGGCGGCAACGGCGGCAAAGGAGACGGCGGCGGUGUAGGCCCCGGCGGCCCAGGCGGACCUAAGGGACCUGGCGGCCCCAAGGGACCCAACGGACCUAACGGACCUCCCGGUCCUCCCGGCCCACCCGGACCACCUGGACCUCCCGGACCCAAGGGACCUACUAAGCCCGGACCUUUCGGACCUCCGGGACCACCCGGCCCACCUGGACCAACCCGUCCUGGACCUUAUGGACCUCCCGGCCCACCCGGUCCCACUCGUCCCGGACCACCCGGACCCCCCGGCCCCACUCGUCCCGGCCCACCAGGACCUUCUCCCAACGAUCCCCGUUACUCGGACAAGGAAACGCCCGGCUACCUGCCCCCUCAGCAACCGGGUAAAAUCUCCAAACCAAUUCCAUCCUACUCACAAGUCAUUGAACCACCAAAAUCAGUUUUUAAGCCGAAUUACGAACACAACAAUGAUUAUGUUAUUAAGAAAGAACCCGUAACGACAAAGCCACCACUAACCUAUAUUCCUCCUUCUAUCCCAAUCACUCCGAAACCCUAUGCUCCCGUUCCCGCUCCUGUUCCUCAACCACAACCGCCAUCCCAAAAAAUAACGACGACGAUCGUACAGCCAAAGCCAAAGGUCCCGGCUAUCAUUAUUGAGAAGGAUAAGCCACAUAAGAGCGUUACGACACCGCCAGUGACAACGGGUAAUAUUGAAAACCACACGUACCUACCACCACCACCCCCGACUCCGAAAUACGUGACCAAGACCCCGACUCCGACCCCUAAACAGACUCCCAUUCCGAUUCGUUAUGAACCCUCUCCACCAAGACCUUUCGAAAAGGUGGUGGUUACCUCACCGCCACAAGUCCAAUACCAUACGCCACAGGUCCCCGCCGUGGUUAUCCCCAAACAACCCGUGACUGUUCCGUACAAACCCGUGACACGACCUCCACCCACUUACGUUGAACCCAAAGUAACGCCACGUCCAUCUCCCCCAUUGCAUGUGCCAUCGAUAUCGAUCAGCGAUCAGUCCUGUGUUUGUAACGCCGAUAAGACGCACUCAUCGAAAAGCACCCUUACCUCAACCAAAAGCACCACCACCACCACGAACUCCUAUCCCAAUCCCGCCUCCGUUGACUUUAACAAACAAUUUUCCGGCUUCAAUGGACAAGCAAACUUCGGCAGCAUAAUAAACGCCAUGUCACUGACCCAAUUGCCGGUGAUACCUCAGGCCCCUGGCCAGCCGGCCUUCUAUCCGCCGGACAAGAUCCCCAAGGGAGCUAUUAUCGCACUAAUGCCCGUGGUGAUCCUGCCGCAGGAGUACUAUUCCAACUGUGAUGAGAAUUCGAUAAACCAACACUCGAACAUCGAUCCCUUCCCGCUGGGCGUUCAGCCGGGUGCAUCCUUUAGCCUUCACUCGGUGCUGACGGGUUCGGCGCCCAAGGAUCAGUGCAUGUGCCCAUGCUCGUGCACCCAGAAUCUGCCGGGAAGACUACACAAGAAACGCGAAGCCAGCGAUGCUGAGUCUCCAGUGGAGGUUAAGCCCGAAGCUGCUGCCUCCGAGGAGGUGAAAACCCUGAUCGAUCCCAUUCCAGGCGCCUCGGAAGAGGUCAAGGUAAAGGUCGAACCUGUGGCCGCAGCCCCCGAGGUUGAACCCAAGCCCGCAGCCUCCGAAGAGGUCAAAGUACAGGCCGAGCCCGUUCCAGCAGCCUCCGAAGAGGUCAAGGUACAGGCCGAACCCGUUCCAGCUGCCUCCGAAGAGAUCACAUCUAAAGUUGAACCCGUUCCAGCAGCCUCCGAAGAGGUGAAAGUAAAGGUUGAACCCCAAGCAGAGAAAAUCCUGGCUGACCCAAAACCAGAAAUCAAGGCGACUAGCGAAACGAACUAAGACAAGGACAAGAGAGAAGACCACCCCAAAUCCCUAUCCCAGAUCCCGGCUUAAUCCCAUCCUAACCCAAAUCCUUCCUCUCCCAAGAACCAGAAAAAAACCUAACCUAGUCUAAGUGUUUUUAGUGUCUGCCAGGCAGGGCCAAUCAGCAUUUAAGAAGGGUAAAUCGAAUGGAGAGCCCAGCUAAUGUGUUCGCUUUCUUGUGUUAUCUAUAUGUAAUUCGAGUUCGAUGAUAUUGUUUUCCCACACUUUUGGUAAAUGCACUCCAGACCGCCUGUCCACGACGAGUUUCGGAGCUCUCUGUUGUAACAUCUCCUUAAAACACUAUUUGUAAUCUAAAAUACUUCCUCUAAGAGAGAGCACUGAGAAUUGGCAAGAGAUGAAAAGAAAAGCGAAAAUUGUUUUGUGACAUGUUGUUUAUUAUGCAUUUGUGUAUGCUUUUUAUUUUUUUAUGAUUUUGUUCAGUUUUAUUUCUUUAUGAUUUUUUAUCAACUUUAGUUCUUAGUUUAUUUAAUGUCUACUCUAAUAAUGAUUGAGACGGAAUAAUGAAUUGUUAUGUCAAAAGAGAAAUAUUGAAAUUAAAUAAAAAUUAAG
Molecule: messenger RNA, 4209 nt
Organism: Drosophila subpulchrella
Lineage: Eukaryota; Metazoa; Arthropoda; Insecta; Diptera; Drosophilidae
Product: collagen alpha-1(I) chain
Exons: 12
Coding region: 121-3615 (1164 amino acids)
Source: RefSeq, a predicted model, not a curated record